Messenger RNA from Rubroshorea leprosula, 1261 nucleotides. The record is from the annotation of a GenBank genome assembly. Lineage: Eukaryota; Viridiplantae; Streptophyta; Magnoliopsida; Malvales; Dipterocarpaceae.
AGGUCACAAAUCUUUAUGCAGAUUAAGAAUAAGAUGGACUUAAGACGUCUGGGUCCAAUGAGAACUGCUGCUGCUACCAGAGACCAUACUAGAGUGGAACAGCCAAGGUUUGUCAGAGAACAAGGGCCACAGCAUCAAGCAAUCCGCAAUCCCCCAAACAGACAAGGUAUGGGAUAUCAGCAAGCCCCACCCCCACUCCCACCACCAACUAGAGUCAUACACAUGAUUACGGGAGGUCUGGAAGCCGGUGGACUGAGCUCUAAGCAGCGAAAGUUGUAUGUCAGAGAGGUUAAGCAUCAGAACCGAGCUCAGAAGCGAAAAUUUGAUAAUGCUGAGUGGAAGAAUCAACCCAUCACUUUCACAUCUGCUGAUCUCGAAACAAUUGUCACACCUCACAAUGAUCCUUUAGUCACUUCUUUCACGAUCAACAAUUGUGAAGUGCAGCGUGUCCUUAUUGACACAGGGAGUGCACCAGACAUCAUGUACUUCCAUUUUUUUGAGAGUCUUGGGUUAGAUCCCGCUCUGUUGCAGUGGUAUGAUGGUCCCAUUUACGGGUUUAACAACCAACCAGUUCCAGUUGAAGGAGUCCUCACUAUGAAUGUUGCAUUUGGUAGUGGCCGAAGUUAUGUGACCCCUUCAGUCAGGUUUCUGGUAGUCAAGAUGGCGUCCUCAUUCAAUGUCGUCAUUGGUCGACCCACACUGACUGAAAUCCGAGCUGUGGUUUCCCAAUCUCAUCUAUGCAUGAAGUUCCCAACUCUUACGGGAAUAGCAAUGCUGCGAGGAAACCAGGAGGUGGCCCGGCAUUGCUAUAUCACCUCGGUAACACAACCUCAAAAGGGCAAGGCUCAGACACCCGAGAUUAAUCACAAACAGAUUCCUGAUGAUCGGCACGUUAUGGGUGUUGAAAUAGUGGAUAACCGACCAGAAGAUGAAACCAGAGCUGCUCCAGUCGAAGAUGUGGAAGAGGUACAGAUUGAUGAUAGAGAUCCGAGUCGGAAAAUGCAAAUUGGGACUAAAUUGAACCCGAAAGAAAGAGCAGAGCUAAUAGCUUUUCUUCGGGCCAAUAAAGAUGUUUUUGCAUGGACUUCAGCAGAUAUGCCGGGAAUUCCCACUUCAGUUUUUCAACAUAAACUCAGCACCAAUCCCCUCAAGAAACCAGUAGCCCAGAAGCGACGCCUCUUCGGGGGGGAGAGGUUAACAGUUAUUAAAGAAGAAGUCGAGAAACUCUUGCAAGCUGGCUUUGUCAGAAGGGUCGAUUACU